Messenger RNA from Marchantia polymorpha subsp. ruderalis, 2380 nucleotides. Lineage: Eukaryota; Viridiplantae; Streptophyta; Marchantiopsida; Marchantiales; Marchantiaceae. The record is from the annotation of a GenBank genome assembly.
GAAUUUCCGAACCGACCGCAAGUCCUCGUGCAGUACAAAGGCACUCUGCAACUCCAGCGCCAUCUUGACCUCUGUAACUCGGAAUCUGCAACAUCAUCAUCACCACCGUCACCAUCACCGAAUCUACCCGUCCCAAAAUACCGGACUCGAACUCUGCUCACUCGAAUGUGCAACCCAAGCUCCGCCCAUGGCUCGCUCGGCUGCAUUAUAUAUAGCAGGAACUUUGGCAAGAGAUCCAUCAUCUCAACUUCGAUUCUCCACGAGCAGCUCCGCUUGUGAAGGCUCGAAGGUGCCUUGAGAUGCAAUAUGGGCCCCCAACUUUUCUCUAUAAUUCCGAUCUAGACGUCCAUGAUUUGUACCGAGCCGAAUCAAUUGUCGUCGGUAAUUAGGCUGGACUUCCGCGUCCGAGCGUUGCAAGCUGCGUGACAGAGCUUGAGAGUGGAGGCCGAAGCGGUUGGACAAGAUGGCGGGCUGCGUGGACGGUGAUCUGAGCGUCCUGACGGGGCUGCUGGCGGCAUCGGGGCUCAACAAUGCGAGCUCGAGCCAAGUGGGCGAGCUGCUGUGCUCGAAAUUCGACGGAGUGUCGGCCACCCUGUCGAGCCACACGCUGGCCGUGGACAGCAUCUACCUGCUGUUCUCCACGUACCUGGUCUUCUCCAUGCAGAUCGGGUUCGCCAUGCUGUGCGCGGGGUCCGUGCGGGCCAAGAACACCAUGAACAUCAUGAUGACGAACGUCCUGGACGCUGCAGCGGGCGGAAUCUCCUUCUACCUCUUCGGCUUCGGCUUCGCCUUCGGCCGCAGCGCGCAGAGCAAUCGAUUCAUCGGCAGCAACUUCUACGCGCUCAAGGACAUGCCGAGCGAGGUCAAUGGCUUCGAUUACAGCUUCUUCCUGUUCCAGUGGUCGUUCGCCAUCGCUGCGGCCGGAAUCACCAGCGGCUCCAUCGCCGAGCGCACGCAGUUCGUCGCCUACCUCGUCUACUCGUCGUUCCUCACGGGCUUCGUGUACCCGAUCGUCGCGCACUGGGUCUGGUCGGUCGACGGAUGGCUGGGGGCCGCAGCCACGAGCCGCCUGUUCGGAGUGGGAGCCAUAGAUUUUGCGGGGAGUGGCGUCGUGCACAUGGUGGGAGGCAUCGCUGGGCUCUGGGGAGCGUACAUCGAAGGUCCGAGGUUGGGCAAGUACACCAGGGAUGGCAAGCCCGGCAUGGACAUGAAGGGACACAACGCGUCGCUCGUGGUGCUGGGCAGCUUUCUGCUCUGGUUCGGAUGGUUCGGAUUCAACCCCGGCUCGUACGUGAAAAUCGUCGUCCCCUACGAAGGCUCCAGCUUCGAGGGCAACUGGAGUGGAGUCGGCAGGACUGGAGUCACCACCACUCUCGCGGGCUGUGCUGCAGCUCUGACCACUUUGUUCGCUCGCAGGUGGUUCACUGGGCACUGGAAUGUGACGGAUGUCUGCAACGGAUUGCUGGGCGGGUUCGCGGCCAUCACUGCAGGAUGUGCAGUGGUGGAGCCCUGGGCUGCGAUCAUCUGCGGGUUCGGAGCGGCUUGGGUUCUGAUGGGGUUCAAUUACCUCGCGAACAAGGCCAAGUACGACGAUCCUCUGGAGGCUGCGCAGCUGCAUGGGGGCUGCGGUGCCUGGGGCCUGCUCUUCACUGGCCUCUUCGCUCGGGAGAAGUACGUGCUCGAGGGUUAUGGUCCCGGGCGUGGACACGGCCUCUUCAUGGGAGGGGGAGGCAGGCUUCUGGCGGCCCAGCUCGUGGAAAUUCUCGUUGUCAUGGGGUGGGUCACUGUCACCAUGGUCCCUUGUUUCUGGUUUCUGAACAAGAGUAGCCUGCUCAGAAUCUCUCCAGAAGACGAAAUGGAGGGUAUGGAUCUCACCAGCCAUGGAGGCCAGGCGUAUUACAUCGACGAGUCUCCACUCGGGCCUCCCCAAUCUUUUGCUAAAACUCAAACCCCUGAAGGUUCCAAACAUGGCUUUGAGAACUAGAAUCGGAUGAUUCUAGUUCUCAACAUGUCAGAAGUUUGUUAAUCUUCUCGACACAUUUUAUGAGAUCUUAGUUGAGUACUAGUCCUCUAGUACCCGCCAGGUUUCUUCUCCAUUCUACGAAGCUAUCUGCUUAUGGUGGUUACUUCAUUUUCAAAGCUAGCUAGAAAAUGUCGGAAAUUUAUGACAUAUCCCCUUAAAUCUGAAUGGUUAAUUCUUUUGCUUCUUAACCAUAGUUAGCUCAACCUUGAUUAGUAUAGCUAGGUAUGUUAUCUAGUACCUCGGGGGUAUAUGUAGUUAAGGAGUACAAUAACUGGCAGAGCCAUAGUUAGCUCAACCAUGAUUAGGUUAGAUGGGUUUUGUAUCUAGUACCUGGGGGCUAUGUAUAGUUGAGAACGA